UUUGUAAUCGAUCCCUAGGAUGCCCAACAGAUACUCAUAAUGGAUUCGAACGGGGUCAGAUUGGUAAUCUGUCAUCGGGAUUACAUUGUGCGAGGAUUCAGGACGCAUCCUUGACUGCCACGGGGAGAACGCCACUACCCUUAUACUUAAACAGACUCCCAUCCGCUUCAUACUCCUUCUAACUCAAUCAUACUUUACCAUUCCUCAAUCAUGUCUACUCAAAAAGCCGUCAUCGUCACCCAACCCAAGGUUGCAGGUCUGGUCACUGACCGUCCUAUCCCUACUUUGCGAGAUGAUUACGUCCUCGUGAAGACCGUCAGUGUGGGUUUGAAUCCUACUGACUGGAAGCACGUCCAGUUUCUCUCUCCUCCCGAUGUGCUGAUCGGAUGUGAUUACUCCGGUAUCGUCGAGGCCGUCGGCAAGGACGUUAAGAAGCCCUGGAAGAAGGGUGAUCGGAUCUGCGGUUUCACCCACGGUGGAAAUGCCGUCCAGCCCGAGGACGGUGCUUUUGCCGAGUAUAUUGUCGUGAAAGGGGAUCUACAGAUGAAGAUCCCGGACAAUAUGAGCUUCCAGGAAGCUGCCGCCCUAGGAGCAGGUAUCCAGACUAUUGGCCAGUCUCUUUACCAGACCUUGGGCCUUGCUCUUCCCAAUCAGCCUUUGAAAGAUGCCACUGCCACUCCUAUUCUUAUCUAUGGUGGUUCCUCCGCGACCGGUACCCUCGCGAUCCAAUUCGCUAAGCUCUCAGGCUAUACCGUGCUCACAACCUGUUCACCUCACAACUUCGACCUUGUUCGCAGUCUAGGCGCGGACACUGUCUUCGAUUACAAGGAUCCUAGCUCCGCCGCUAAAAUCCGCGAGAAAACCAACAACAGCCUUAAGCUAGUCUUAGACUGUAUCUCCCUUCCUUCUAGUGCUGAAUUCUGCGACAAGGCUCUUUCCACCGAGGGCGGCGAGUACUGUGCACUCUUGACCGUGAAGGUCAACCGCGAUAACGUCAACAGUCGUUCUAUUCUCGCCUACACCGUUCUCGGUGAAGCGUUCAACUUCGGUGACAUGGCUGUUCCCGCUAAGCCAGAAGACUUCCAGCACGCCCAUGAGUUCACUCAAAUCGCACAAGGUCUUCUGGACCAGGGCAAGAUCAAGGUCCAUCCUUUGAGCGUCAGAGUGGGCGGUCUGCAGGGUGUCUUGGAAGGAAUGGAGCUGCUCAAGGCUGACAAGGUCAGUGGCGAGAAACUGGUCUACAAUGUUGACGAGACACCGUAGACGGACAGUACUGGUAGUAUCUAGUCAGGAAGGUCAUGGGCCUAGUGAGCAGUUUGUUCUCUAUGUCGAACAGUUCACAGGUCAGUUAGCGGGUUCUGCUCCGG
Molecule: messenger RNA, 1367 nt
Organism: Aspergillus alliaceus
Lineage: Eukaryota; Fungi; Ascomycota; Eurotiomycetes; Eurotiales; Aspergillaceae
Product: zinc-binding alcohol dehydrogenase family protein
Exons: 1
Coding region: 211-1263 (350 amino acids)
Molecular function (GO): oxidoreductase activity, acting on NAD(P)H
Source: RefSeq, a predicted model, not a curated record